GCCAUACCAUGUGCAAGAGAGCCCUUCAGAGUGUAAAGUCUUCAGUUUUGUCUCCAGUGAAGUUUGGUUACAAUGUCCAAACUGAAUGAUGUGCUACAGUAUAUACACCACAGAGCAAUCUAGAAGACAGUUGUGUGGACUUCUCCAACUCCCUUCCUUUGGAUACUUGUGAUAUCAGUGGAAAAUGUUUUCAUACAAGAAUAGUAAAUCUGCCGGUUACCAUAACCAUAACUUGCCAUCUGAUGCUAAAUCUAGACCUCGGGAUUCUUCUGCUCUGUAUGACAGACUACACAUCCCCAAGUCACUCCAUGAAGCCUGGAACGGCAGCCAAUGUGAAGUCUGCUCCACCCAGCUGAAGCAACUCAAGCACGAAGCAGUAGCCAUGGUGCAAUCUCUGGAGGAGGCUCAGUCUCAGAGUGAGGCUGCCUCCCUGAGUAACCUCCCCGCUCUAGUCGGAUCUCGGGACCUGGCAUCCUUACAACGCUACCUCUACUCGCAGCACUCUCAUGGGAAUGGAUCAGGGCAUGGUCGCUCCUCCCGUCAAGCCAAAAGCACCUUGCCGGCAGCUAGUCGUCUUCCUGCUUCAGUGCCAGUAGCUAUCCAGGCACAGCAAUACUUGGAGGAGAGUCUGGGUGCUAAGUGGAGGGGCAACCAAAAGUCUGGAUCUGUCUUGACACAAUGCCAAGUUCAGGUAAGUACUUCCUGUCUCUUCCUCGCUUGAUCUGUGAUUUAUAGCCUGAAUACAGGAUCAAUACUUCUCGUAGUAAGCAUCGCUGUUUGAGUAGCAACUGGCUUCAUUAUACAGUUGUACAAUCUAUGUGAAUUAUUUUUUUUAUUUGUAAAAAUCAAAAGAGCCGAAUUUUUAAUACAAUGUAAUUGGACUUCAAGUACAUUUUUUAACAGUAGUGUGUAUUUGUUAUUUCUUAAGGAUUAGUUUCUAGUUCAGCUGUUUUCAUUCCCGUACCCUGGUUCAUGUUUUUCAAAUUUAAAAAGAUUGUCAUGUUUAAACUGAAAGGCUGUGAUUUGUGGGUUUUGAAAGGAAGUAUGUUGUACUUCCAUUGAGCAAAGCUUCUUUGAUACAUACAUGAUAGUUUUUAGUUUACAAGUUUCUAAUUUAAUUUAGAGGGGCAGAUUUUUUUGAAUACCUUUUCCUUUGUGAGAAAAUGUAUCAAUUUGUUCCAGAAUCCUUACUAUUUUGACCUGAAUACUUGUCCCCUUUCCUUGCUCUAUAUUCUUUUUUUUUUUGCCAGAACAGUUCGCAAAAUCAUAACUCACUUUUCCACAUCCAGCUUGACAUGUGAGAAUUUAUCACUCUGGAUUUAUGGAGUAAAAGAAAAUCCUGAUUGAUUGCCCCUGUAAAUUCUCCCAGUGCCUCCGCCAGUUACUAGAGCUGGACCAGGGACCCAAAGCAGAGAGGGCCAGCCUCAUUUCCUGGGGUAAUUAGGAGCCAAACCUGCAACCCACAACUCAACAGGUGUUGACAUGGAUUAAUUAUCACCUGCCUAUCAGGGGGGCAUUGUUCUAACCAAUGAACCUUGGGAAGUGUGAAUUCCUUUAUAACCAGACUGGUUUUCUGUUUCUUUUUUCAUUUCCAGUUGGGGAGGGUCUAUUUCACACUUCAGUAAUAAUUGGCACUUUAUGUUAAAGUCUCAAAUUCCUUGAAUGUGGAGGUUUUGUAUUUGUUUGUCUUGUUGGUUGGUUUGUGGUAUUUAUUUUUCCCCAGGGCUUAGUUUUUGUUGGCAAAGUGCUUAUCCUUUCAAAGUACUUGGAGCAUUAUGAAUGAAAAUGGACAGGGUGCACAUACUUGCUGUAUGGUAAAUUUAACAUUUAAACCUUGAAUCUACUUUAUGUUCUUGUUCAACACCUGAUAAAGAGAAACCUGUAGUCCAUUGAUGAUUUUUUUUUUUCAUUUCAAAUAUUCUGUCCAAAAAGUCUCGCUCUGUCUCCAUUGUCUAUU
Patiria miniata (bat star) is the source of this 1957-nucleotide messenger RNA. RefSeq names its product kinesin-like protein KIF26B. NCBI's taxonomy places the organism in Eukaryota, Metazoa, Echinodermata, Asteroidea, Valvatida, Asterinidae. The coding region runs from base 185 to 721 and encodes 178 amino acids. The transcript has 2 exons. Gene Ontology annotation, molecular function: microtubule motor activity. The record is from RefSeq and is a predicted model, not a curated record. Gene Ontology annotation, biological process: microtubule-based movement.